Tribolium madens (black flour beetle) is the source of this 1593-nucleotide messenger RNA. RefSeq names its product pickpocket protein 28-like. Gene Ontology annotation, cellular component: membrane. Bases 1 to 1593 code for a protein of 530 amino acids. The transcript has 7 exons. Gene Ontology annotation, molecular function: ligand-gated sodium channel activity. Lineage: Eukaryota; Metazoa; Arthropoda; Insecta; Coleoptera; Tenebrionidae. Gene Ontology annotation, biological process: sodium ion transmembrane transport. The record is from RefSeq and is a predicted model, not a curated record.
AUGUCCAAGCCGAGUGAAAUUCCUCCUCCGAAUUUCUUCAAAAAAGUGCGAAACUACUUCAGAGAAUAUUGUUUGUGUACGAGCAUCCAUGGCUUCCGCUAUUUUGGCGAAAAACGCACCAUUUUCGAGCGUGUUUGGUGGUUUAUUAAUUUCGUGAUUUGUCUCGCCGGUUGUGUGUAUUUCAUCUACGGGGUGUACAAAAAAUGGGACACUAGUCCGGUAAUUGUCACUUUUGCGACGACCGGAACUCCGAUUUUCGAUAUCCCGUUUCCAUCGGUGACGAUUUGCCCGGAGUCGAAGUCAGUCCAGAGCAUUUUUAACUACACAAAAGUGCUUCAGAUGAAAGAAGAUGGGAUUAAUGUGACCCAAAUCGAAAAUACAAAUUUUGCGUAUUUGUCACUAUUGUGUGACCUUCGAGACGACCAAUUUUAUUCCAAAUUCACCGAUUACAAAUAUACUUAUUCUGAUGAUUUUUUCAAUGUUAUUAACACGGUUAAGGCCAAAUUUGACAUCCAAGAUUGUCGGUAUAUGGGCCUGAGUCACAACUGUAAGAACCUUUUCACCCCAAUUUUGACAGAUGAGGGGGUUUGCUACACGUUUAAUAUGCUUGACCGGAGUGAAAUUUUUAAUGAUUCAAUGGUUCAUUACCGUGAUUAUCACCAUGUUGGGCGCGUGUCCCAUCAAUGGACCAUGAAGGAUGGGUACACCCAAGACGCUGGGAUAUACGCGUAUCCGCGACGGGCCCUUUACGCCGGUGCUACCAAUGGUCUAACUUUCAAUAUUUUGACUCAGAAGGAGGACUUGGAUUAUGCUUGUACCUCGAUGCAGGGAUAUAGGGUUUUGUUGCAUACUCCCAUAAGGUUGCCCAGGCCUAGUCAACAGUAUUUUCAACUCCCCUUGGAUCAGAGAGUUGUCGGUGCGAUUCAUCCUCUUAUGAUUACGACUUCCGAAUCGGUGAAGAAGUUUCGACCGGAAAAAAGGGAAUGUUACUUUCCGACUGAUCGGAAGUUGAAAUAUUUUAAGAUAUAUUCGGCGUUGAAUUGCAUGAUGGAAUGUCUUACGAAUUAUACGUUGGAUGUGUGUGGGUGUGUCAAUUUUUUCAUGCCAAGAGAAAACGGGACAAAAAUUUGCGGUACCGGCUAUAUUGAUUGCCUGAUCUACGCUGAAGCUGCAAUGCAAGUGAAGCACCUCAAAAACCAACUCAAUCAAACGAAACUCCAGAAAAGCCCCGGUCUUGACGUCGACUGUAAUUGUUUACCAAUUUGCGACGACCUCACUUACGAAGUCGACAUUUCGCAGAGUAACUGGGAUUGGGAAAAACAGAAAGCUGCCCAAAGACAGAAAUACCAAAAUUACAGCACUGAAAAGACACACAUGUCCUCAUUGACCAUUUAUUUCGACACAAAUAGUUUCAUCAGAUCGCAACGCAACGAGCUUUACGGCCCGACGGACUUUUUGGCGAAUUUUGGCGGGCUUUUGGGGCUUUUCACCGGAUUUUCUAUACUCUCACUGCUGGAAAUUAUUUAUUUCUUGUCUGUUAGAAUGAUUUGUAACUUGUAUUUGUAUGGAUUUUGGGCAGGGCCUCAAACUUAA